AUGGCCAACGAGCCAUUUCGCCACGAGAUCCGCACCGCAGCUCUAGCACACUCCAUCUGGCAGCCUCCGCUCGACGAAGUCACAUUUCGUCAGACAGCCGUGGAGCUCGCUCUUGCGAGCAACGAGUGCCCCGUUGAUGCAGACAUUGGAUUGAACACACCUCACGAUGAUACGUGUCUCUUCCCCGGACCUACCCCAACGCCAAAACAACCCCGCGACCAUUCGCGCUACCUUCUUUCCCUUCAUAUCGAGCACCGUCUCGCUAAUGACUUCGCACUCAUCUCGGCUACUCAGGAAGCCGUCUUCAGCGUGACCGCCGCCUGCAUCGAGGAGCAGCCUCACCCCAGCGCGUCGCAGCAUCUUGGAGUCCUCACCCUCCGCCUCGCUGCCAACGAAGGAAUAAGCGACUCUCUCAAGGCCUCUCUACUGGAGAUUUGGUCCACGCUCAGCUCUCAAGACCAAUCAACUUCCAUUCAACGCGCUGACCUGAUAUUCGACAAAAUCAUCUACCUCAACCGCACCCGCAUCCUCCAGCGUGCUCGGAAAGCAGUUGGACAUCCACCCAUCUUUCGUGAGAAAGGCCGGCUGCGCACAAACAAGGACGACAAGCUACUGCGGGCCUUUGCGCGGAUGCGAAAGGAGAAUCUGACGCCAGACAUUGGCGAAGCGUUCGUGGAGCGCGCUACGGCCCUGAAUGCGCAACUUCUGGCGCUGCUCGAGACGAUGUCUGUCGAUGAUGCCGAGCAUGCAGCACCCGAAGUGCUAACAAAGCUGGGCGCCGUAUCGAAAGCCUGCUUCAACGUGACGACAUCGUGCGGCGAGGGACAAAAGCGCCUGCCGUUCAAGCAUCUGCUGGCCGCGGCGGGUCUAGAUCAGAAGACGUGGCUGAAGAAUAAGCACGUCGUUGAGAUCGACAAGAUCGGAGCUUACUGGCGCAUCGCACAGUCGCUGGUGCAUAUAUUUCGCAAGAUCACGAAAGGAAGACCAGCGAGCUUACCGUCAUUGGAGCUGCGCAUCGAAGGUGUGCAGCCGUAUAAGUCAAUCGUCCAAGGUCCGUCCAUCCAGGGGCGGGAUAUGGCUUGUUACAUCCACGCUGAAAUACAGCUGUUGGUGCACUACCUAUCGGGGCCGGGCGAGGGACGUAACAGGGCCCAGCCAUCGCCUCCGCCACCCCGAGUCAUUGGCGCCUCAAAGAGCGCCUGCUUCUUGUGCUACCUAUGCAUCAGCUGCCACGGCGGCAUGGCGUCGCCUGCCACGCACGGGCGGCUGUACGACCAAUGGACUAUUCCAGAUCUGGCGGAAUAUACGCCCGACCAGGUCGCCGUCCUCAGGCACACGAUUGCAGCUAUGCACGAAGCCAUGCUGAGGCUCCGCGCCGCAUACAGCCUGAAGCGGCCUCGCGACUUUCCCAUGACGAGCCGCACGGACCUUGACCGGGUGUCGAUGUUCACGGCUGAAGACUCCAACCCCGCUGAGGAAGGUAUUCAGAGGAGGGGAAGCGGGAGUGUCCGCACCAGUGAAGCUGUCGAAGGGCCAGAGGCUAUCGACCACAGCGUUGCUUUGCAUCAGAUCGUCCGAACCAAUGUCUCGAGGGAUUUCCGUACCGGCAGUGCCUAUACAGGUCACCCGGGUCUCAAUGUAGGACCUGCGUCAUCGAUGCCCCUGGAGAAGGAGUGGCAGGCUGAACCACAGAAGUCGCCGUCCUGCUCGACCACGUUAAUCACGCGGCUCGGUAGCGGCCUUCGUAAAUUACUACACAUAGAGGAAAAGCAAAGCAAGAGCUGA
This is a messenger RNA of Cyphellophora europaea CBS 101466, 1785 nucleotides long. RefSeq lists its product as uncharacterized. Lineage: Eukaryota; Fungi; Ascomycota; Eurotiomycetes; Chaetothyriales; Cyphellophoraceae. The transcript has a single exon. The record is from RefSeq and is a predicted model, not a curated record. The coding region runs from base 1 to 1785 and encodes 594 amino acids.